Gossypium raimondii (Peruvian cotton) is the source of this 1140-nucleotide messenger RNA. RefSeq lists its product as uncharacterized. Gene Ontology annotation, biological process: fatty acid metabolic process; DNA damage response. The transcript is spliced from 4 exons. The record is from RefSeq and is a predicted model, not a curated record. Bases 113 to 874 code for a protein of 253 amino acids. Gene Ontology annotation, cellular component: mitochondrial matrix. Lineage: Eukaryota; Viridiplantae; Streptophyta; Magnoliopsida; Malvales; Malvaceae.
AGAGAGAAAACACGUUUUGAGGGCUUUUCCAUGUAUUUUGGAAGCAAACAAAGCCCACAAGAGCUAUUAAAGGCAAAGCCGAAGUCCGGUUUGUAAGCAAAGCUUAGUGAAAAUGGAGAAUCACGAGGAACUUUUGAGGGAAGUAUUCGGUGAAUCAUCAGACAGCGAAGACUUGGAUCCUCAAACGAAACAUCAUCAAACCAGAGACCCAAUCCCAUCAUGGGAACAGAUCAAGGAAAUCAAUGGUUUAUGGCUAUGCAGAGGCUUCCUUUCACCUCAACACCAAUCCUCUCUGGUUUCCGCCGUGCUAAACGAAGGGUGGUUCAAGGAAGAUUCUCACAAUCAGGCCAUGAGAUUUGGAGAUCUUCCUGCAUGGGCUAUUGAGCUUUCUAGCUCUAUACGUGAUGCAGUCUUCCUUGAGGAUCACGUAUCUGAACCCAUAAACUCGGUUACCUCCAAUGGGGGCACCAAACCCUGUAUUUUACCAUCAAAUUUAUUGUGGAGAGAACCUCUGUUUGAUCAACUCAUUGUGAAUGUAUACCAUCCAGGUGAGGGAAUCUGUGCUCAUGUCGACCUCAUGCGAUUUGAAGAUGGAAUUGGCAUUUUGUCAUUAGAGUCAUCAUGCGUGAUGCAUUUCACUCGAGUUGAAGAAGGUGGUUCCGACAUUGUGGAGCAUCAUGAAAAUCAUCCACUCACGACCAAGGUUCCUGUUCUAUUGACUCCAGGUUCUCUGGUUAUAAUGUCGAGAGAAGCUCGAUACCUAUGGAAACACGAGAUAAACCGCAAGCCGGGGUUUCAAAUGUGGGAAGGGCAGGAAUUGAUGCAGGAGAGGAGAAUUUCCAUAACCUUGAGAAAGCUGUGCCAGGUCUACUAGCUUAUCAUCAAACAUGUGCUUCUUUGUUUUUUUUCUUUUAAUAGUUCCGUUUACUUAUCCAAUUUUGGACAUUCUCUAGUUCUUCUGUUUGCCAGCUUUGAAUGUGGAACACUAGGGAACGUGUUCCAUGCUUGAAUACUUGAAUGUUUUGGGCUCCUGGGAGUUGAUUGACAUGUGUUUGUGAACACGAAUUGAAGCUUCUUCUUUUUUUCAGAUUGGUGGAAACCAACUAGAGAGCAAAAAAGUUGCCAAAUCUUUUUAUUUUA